AUGAAUCGUUCAUAAGAAGAGAUUAAUUCAAGGGAAACAGAUAAAGAAGUUAAAUUAUUGAUUAAUUCUAUAGUUAACAAAAGAAGUUAUCAGAAUUUGUAUUUUUAAUUGUGUUUGCUAAUUUUACAUGUUAAUCUUUAGUUGUAAAUUAAUCUGGUAAUUUGAUUCUAAAUACGUAAUAAUAUUUGCUUGGUUCAUGGAUUUAGUCACUUUUGUUAUUAUUAUGCUUGAUAGAAAUAUAGGCAAAGUUUUGUCUUUGGUUUACUUUUUAGAGAAAGUAUUGAGCAUAUCAUUUAAGGUAAAAUCAUUUAUUUUAUGAUUAUAAGAUUACUAUAGUAAUUCACUUUGAAGUAUAAGAAAUUAAACUAUAUUAUGUACCAAUAGCUUAAUUAUUAAUUACUAUUGGAUUAUUUCUUUUUUAGGUACUCCAUCAUGAUUUAUCUAAAAGAAAGCAUAUCAUUGUAAUAUAUUAUUUUAUUUAUUAGAUAGCUCAUUCUUAUUCUAUUCUUUAUGUGAUCUAACUACUACUCUUAACUUUAAAGUGGAACAAACUAUUUGAAUACACUUACUAUCAAACAUUCAUAAUAGCAUGGACAGCCCUAGGAAUAAAUACAUUCCUGAUAGUAUUAUUAUUGAUAACUAUGGUUGAAAAUUGUUUCCUCAAAAAUAUACCCUAAAUAAAUGGUAUGACAAUAAUAGUAUAAAGGAACAAUCAUUUUUUGGUUUGUAUUUUACAUUUUUGGAUUAACAAUCCUUCCUUUCUUUUUAUUAAAGACUAUUUGUCAAUUUUAUGAAGAGGAAACUAAAUAAAGUAAUAUUUUAUUGGCGUCUAUUAUUGUUUUAGUCAGUAUUUUAAUAUAUCUCUUUUUAUUUAUUUUCUUUACUUUAAAAAUGAGGAAAAAAUUAAUGUAUAAUAAUUCUAUUACUUUAGUGUUGUAUUAUAAUUUGAGAAUAGAUAAAAUAAUAUAUAAAAAAUACCAUCAAAUACUAAUGCUUCAAAAAAAUGGAGAAAAUUAAAAAUUCCAAUUAUGUUCAUUAGGAUUUCAGCAUCCUAUUAUAAAAUGCUUACUCGAUAAUCAUCUAUAGAUACUAGUACUCGUAAUACUAGUUCUAUUCCUAUAUGCAGUGAUGUAUUAAGACCAGAUUCACUUAACUUUCGUCAAUCACCAUUCUAAACAUUAGGGAAAUAAAUGAAACCAAAACCAAAAAAUUAAGAUUCAGGAGAUUAUUGUUUAAUUUGUUUUGAAAAUGAACCUGAUGUAGUAUUACAUCCAUGUAAUCAUGGAGGUAUUUGUAAUAGUUGUUCUGAAAAUCUUAUAAAAACAACUAAACAAUGUUUUCUUUGUAGAUCAGAAAUUAGAUAUGCAUUAAAAUUUAAUCAAAAAGAUGGAGAAAUGUUAGAAGCUACUGAUGUAUAAAAAGUUUGA
Messenger RNA from Paramecium pentaurelia, 1427 nucleotides. NCBI's taxonomy places the organism in Eukaryota, Ciliophora, Oligohymenophorea, Peniculida, Parameciidae. The record is from the annotation of a GenBank genome assembly.